AUGACACUCCUGGGGUCUGAGCACUCUUUGCUGAUUAGGACCAAGUUCAGAUCAGUUUUACAGUUACGACUCCAACAGAGAAGGACCCAAGAACAGCUGGCUAACCAAGGCAUCGUACCACCCCUGAAAAGCCCACCUGAAUUCCAUGAACAAAGAAAGCAUUUGGAUAGUGACAAGGCUGAAGACACCCUGAAGCGCAAGGCAAGAAGCAGGUCUGACCGUGCGGCUGUGGUGAAAAUGCACAUACUCCAAGCCUCCACUGCAGAGAGAUCAGUUCCGACUGCCCAGAUGAAGCUGAAAAGAGCCCGUCUCGCAGAUGACCUCAACGAAAAGAUUGCUCUCCGGCCGGGGCCGCUGGAGCUGGUGGAGAAGAACAUACUCCCUGUGGACUCCGCUGUGAAAGAGGCCAUUAAAGGGAACCAGGUGACUUUCUCCAAGUCGGCCGAUGCGUUUGCCUUUGAGGAGGACAGCAGCAGCGAUGGGCUUUCUCCGGAUCAGACUCGAGGGGAAGACCUCCAGGGCUCAGCAGGAUCCCCCCCAGACACAAAAGCUACGGAGACCCCUGUGGCAGGUCCUCUCGGGACAGUCCAGGAUCCAGAAAAUGAGAGGAGUGACUCAGCCCCACAACCCGGCAACCAGCCAGACCCGGGCAAGCAGGGGCUUGGCUCCCUGGGCAACCCCAUCCCUGUGCACACAGCCGUAAAGUCCAAGUCCUUGGGUGACAGCAAGAACCGCCACAAAAAGCCCAAGGACCCCAAGCCGAAGGUGAAGAAGCUCAAAUACCACCAGUACAUCCCCCCGGACCAGAAGGCCGAGAAGUCCCCUCCGCCCAUGGACUCCGCCUACGCCCGGCUGCUCCAGCAGCAGCAGCUCUUCCUGCAGCUGCAGAUCCUCAGCCAGCAGCAGCAGCACCGCUUCAGCUACCCCGGGCUGCACGCAGCUCCACUCAAGGAACCAAAUGAGCAGAUGGCCAGAAAUCCAAACGCUGCUUCAGCACCGUUGAGCAGUACCCCUUUGUCUCCUGCAAAAAACAGCUUUUCUGGACAAACUGGUGUCUCUUCUCUCAAGCCAGGCCCACUCCCAUCCAACCUAGAUGAUCUGAAGGUCUCUGAGUUAAGACAACAGCUUCGAAUACGAGGUUUGCCCGUGUCCGGUACCAAGACGGCCCUCAUGGACCGACUCCGGCCCUUCCAGGACUGCUCUGGGAACCCUGUGCCCAACUUCGGUGACAUCACGACGGUCACCUUUCCGGUCACGCCCAGCAACGCGCUGCCCAGUUACCAGUCCUCCCCCUCCACCGGCGCCCUGUCCAACGGCUUCUACCACUUCGGCAGCACUAGCUCCAGCCCCCCGAUCUCGCCCGCCUCGUCUGACCUGUCGGUGGCGGGGUCCCUGCCGGACACCUUCAACGACGCCUCUCCAUCCUUCGGCCUGCAUCCCUCCCCGGUCCCCGCGUGCGCUGAGGAAACCCUCAUGGGCAGUCUGAACGGCGGCUCCAUGCUUCCGGAGUUGGACGGGCUAGACUCGGAGAAGGACAAGAUGCUGGUGGAGAAGCAGAAGGUGAUCAACGAGCUCACCUGGAAGCUCCAGCAGGAACAGAGGCAGGUGGAGGAGCUGAGGCUGCAGCUGCAGCAGCACAAGAGGAGCGGCUGUCCCGACAAGAAGCCGCCGCCCUUCCCGGCCGCCCCCAUCAAGCAGGAGGACGCCGUGUCCAGCUGUCCUUUCUCAUCCCGGCAAACGGCCGUGAAAAGACAGAGCACCGGCUCGGAGGGCCAGCCGCCGCCGCCUCGCGAAGACGCUCAGCUCCUGCCCCUGGGGAGCACUCACUGUGCAGAGCCCGCGGGUCAGACCAACGUACUGUCUUCCACAUUCCUCAGCCCGCAGUGCUCACCGCAGCAUUCGCCCCUCGGGGCUGUGAAAAGCCCGCAGCACAUCAGUCUGCCCCCGUCGCCGAACAACCAUUACUUCCUUCCCCCGUCAGCAGGCGCCCAGGGAGAAGAACACAGGGUCUCCUCACCUGCCGGCGGCCAGGUGUGCACUGCGCAGAACUCAGGGGCACACGAGGGCCACCCUCCAAGCUUCUCUCCCCAGCCUCCCAGCCUGCACCCCCCUUUCUCUGGAGCCGCGGCAGACAGCAGUCAUGGUGCCGGGGGCAAACCUUCUCCCAAAAGCCCAGGUGUGCAGCAAAAGAUGGUGGGUCUGCACUCUUCUGAUAAGGCAGGGCCAAAGUUUCCAAUUCCGUCCCCAACGUUUUCCAAGUCCACUUCCACAGUUUCAGAAAUAACUCAGCCGCCAUCCUACGAAGAUGCAGUGAAGCAGCAAAUGACCCGGAGCCAGCAGAUGGAUGAACUCCUGGAUGUCCUCAUUGAAAGUGGAGAAAUGCCCGCUGACGCCAGAGAGGAACAUUCAUGUCUUCACAGAGUCCCAAAGAUCCCCGGGUCUUCUCGAAGCCCCACUAGUGCCCUCCCCAAGUCCUCGGCAGCCUUUGAACUGGCGUCUGCAGGAGGCCAGCUCUCCUUUGAUCACUUUGGUGCUGACAGCGACGAGCACCUGGAAGUCUUAUUAAAUUCCCAGAGCCCCUUGGGGAAGGUGAGCGACACCACCCUUCUGAAAAUCGGGAGUGAGGAGCCCCCUUUCGACGGGAUGAUGGAUGGAUUCUCAGGGAAGGCUGUGGAAGACCUCUUCAAUGCACACGAGAUCCUGCCGGGCCCCCUGUCCCCCAUGCAGACUCAGUUUUCACCCUCCUCUGUGGACAGCAGUGGGCUGCCCUUAAGCUUCACAGAAUCUCCUUGGGAAAGCAUGGAGUGGCUGGACCUCACGCCGCCCAGCUCCACCCCAAGCUUCAGCUCCCUGUCUACCGGGGGCCCCAGCAUCUUCAACAUUGAUUUCCUGGAUGUCACGGAUCUCAAUCUGAAUUCCCCCAUGGACCUCCACUUACAGCAGUGGUAA
This is a messenger RNA of Rangifer tarandus platyrhynchus (Svalbard reindeer), 2949 nucleotides long. NCBI's taxonomy places the organism in Eukaryota, Metazoa, Chordata, Mammalia, Artiodactyla, Cervidae. The record is from the annotation of a GenBank genome assembly.